GCGGAUCGCGCCCGUUGAGCUCGGCGAGACUGCGCAAACAAACGCAAGACGCGUCCUAGACUUGGCUGCCGAUAACAAAUCCUGCUAACAAACUGCAUUGCUGUCACUCCACGAGUAUAAACUUCAGCUGGCAGGAUUAUAAGCCGUUUUAUUCGUAACACGGUUAAAAUCAUCAAAAAUGGAAAAGGACAAUGAGCUUCCGAAAAUCGAAUAUUUGCAAGAAGAAAGUAAGAAGAUGAUGGAGUACUUCAAAGGUGAAAAACACGGUUGGGUACAUGUCGGAGAAAAGAAAUGGUUUCUUCCUGCAAAAUAUGCUAAACAAUGUUCGAUUUAUUACAACUUUGAAGUGAAUCGAGAUGAUACGUGGAUUGUUACUUAUCCCCGAUCAGGUACGACAUGGACGCAGGAGUUGAUAUGGCUCUUGAGUCACGACUUAAAUUUUGAAACAGCCAAAUCCGUACCACUCGUAAAGAGAUUUCCUUUCUUAGAACUUUCGAUGGCUAUAAAUGACAGUUGUUUAAAAGGUAUCCGGGAUGAAAAUAAAGCAAAUCCUGAAAUACAAUGUUUGAUGUCCAAUGUAGAAUUGACUUACGAAAUAGCACGAUCGAUGCCAACCCCAAGGUUCAUAAAAACUCAUUUUCCAUUAAGUUUGAUGCCGAACAUUUUAAACUCUAAUUGUAAGGUAGUUUAUGUAGCUCGGAAUCCAAAAGAUAUGGCAGUUUCUUACUACCACUUUCACAAAACAGUAAAAGCCUAUGAUUACUGUGGUGAUUUUGAAACUUUCUGGAACUAUUUUCAAAACGACAAAGUUUCAUGGAGUCCUUAUUGGGAACAUUUGAAAGAAGGAUGGAAACAUAGGCACGAUCCAAAUUUUCUAUUCUUAUUCUAUGAAGAAAUGAACCAUGAUUUAUUAGCUGCAUCUAAAAGAGUAGCGAAAUUUUUAGGUAAAUCAUAUACGGAUGAACAGUAUGAAAAAUUAGUUGACCAUCUGACAUUCAGCAAUUUACAAAAUAAUAAAAUGGUGAAUUUAACACGAGAUGCGACAAAAAUACUCUUCAAGAAGGACACUUAUAUGCGGCAAGGAAAAAGUCAAGCGUGGCAUAGUAUGUUUUCUCCUAAAUUGAAUGAGCAAGCUAACGACUGGAUACGAGAAAAUCUAAAGGACACGGAUAUCGAAUUUCCAUUCAUCGAUAUUUAUUCGUAAUCUAUUGAAUUUCAUGUCAUUUUAUGAUUGUGUAUUUUUAUGAAGGAAUACUAAAAUAAUAAAAAUAGUAUAUUAGAAAAUACUGCUUAAGUUAUGUACUUAUCUUCGGUUCAUUCUUAUAUGGAUAGAGCUAAAAUUUACAUAAAUCAAUACUUUUAAUUAACCAAAGCUCUUCAGCUCUUUUCUAUUUGUGUAGUGAGAUUUUUAUAUUUUUGAGGUUUAACGACACUCAAAUAACGAAUAAAUACAUAAAAAUUGCAAAUUGACUUGAUAGUUGAUGCUCUUUGCAAGUUGAGUCUUCCUUAGUGCUAUUUAUAUUAUCGGUGAA
This is a messenger RNA of Phymastichus coffea, 1532 nucleotides long. RefSeq names its product sulfotransferase 1C4-like. The transcript is spliced from 7 exons. Gene Ontology annotation, molecular function: sulfotransferase activity. The record is from RefSeq and is a predicted model, not a curated record. NCBI's taxonomy places the organism in Eukaryota, Metazoa, Arthropoda, Insecta, Hymenoptera, Eulophidae. Bases 179 to 1204 code for a protein of 341 amino acids. Gene Ontology annotation, cellular component: cytoplasm. Gene Ontology annotation, biological process: sulfation.